Anopheles maculipalpis is the source of this 1563-nucleotide messenger RNA. RefSeq names its product UDP-glycosyltransferase UGT5-like. The transcript is spliced from 3 exons. The record is from RefSeq and is a predicted model, not a curated record. The annotation marks the transcript as partial. Lineage: Eukaryota; Metazoa; Arthropoda; Insecta; Diptera; Culicidae. Gene Ontology annotation, molecular function: UDP-glycosyltransferase activity.
UUAACGAUCAAUCUCCUGACGCUAUUUUGCCUCCUCGUGGCUGGUCUUCAAACUUCGCUCGGCGCUCGUAUACUUUCCGUUAAUGUGUUCCCUGGGCGUAGCCAUUGGAUGAUGAUAGGUAGCAUUCUGGAGGAGCUACUCGAGCGUGGCCAUGAGGUGACGGUUAUUACUAACUACCCAAGGAAGAAACCUCAUCCGAAUCUCACCGAGAUUGUGAUCGAUCCCAUCUAUGACUUUUGGGGCAAGUCGGUCAAGGUGGACUCGCUGUACGAUCUGACCGAUAUCUCGGUACACCAGAUGCUGAUGGACUUUCUGUACCCGUUGGGCUUGCAAACGGCAGAGUAUGCGUUUACGCGCGAUAAUGUGAUGGAUUUUCUACGGAAUGAUAAGAGUCAGUUUGAUCUACUGCUUGCCGAACAGUUCUACCAGGAAGCGUACCUGAUGCUGGCACACAAAUACAAGGUCCCGAUCGUGUCGAUAGGAACGUUUGGGUUCGCCCAGUACAUGGGUCCGAUGAUGGGUCUUAUGAACGCUUGGUCACAUGUUCCGCACGAGUUUCUACCAUUCACCGAUCAUAUGUCACUGUACCAGCGGGCUUACAAUGCGUUCGUCAGUUCGUACGAGCUUCUGCUACGCUCCUGGUACUAUCUACCCCAGCAACAAGCAAUGGCAGACAAGUACUUUUCAUUUCUUCCCGGUCCUUUACCUCAGCUGAGUGAUCUGGAGCGUCAGGUGUCGGUUAUUCUACUUAACAGUCAUCCACCACUAACGUCGACUCGUGCCAAAGUGCCGGGGUUGGUACAGGUCGGUGGACUACACAUCAAGGAACCGAAGCGUCUUCCGGACGAUCUGCAAACCUUCAUCGACGAAGCAAAGCAUGGUGUGAUCUACUUCAGUCUCGGUACCAACCUUCGCUCGGCUGACAUGCCUCCGGAGAAGCUAUCCGUCAUCCUGAAAGUGUUUGGUUCGAUGAAGCAACGCGUAGUGUGGAAGUUUGAAGACGAACGUAUCAAGAACUUACCACCGAAUAUCUUGGUGCGCAACUGGUUACCACAGAGCGAUAUUCUUGGACAUCGGAAUGUGAAGGUGUUUAUUACGCACGGUGGAUUGCUGGGCACGCAGGAAGGUGUACAUCGAGCAGUACCGAUGGUAGGCAUACCGAUCUACUGUGAUCAGCAUCUUAACAUGAACAAAGCCACUCUGGGUGGGUAUGCGGUAAAGCUGUACUUCCCUAACAUAACGGAAGAAUCGUUCCGUUGGGCGCUGGAAGAGGUUUUGUACAAUCCAAGCUACAAAGCGAACGUCGAGAAGGUGUCACAGAUUUUCCGCGAUCGUCCGUUACCGGCACUAGACGAAGCUACCUACUGGAUAGAGUAUGUGAUACGGUACAAGGGUGCACCGCAGUUGCGAUCGGCUGGAUUGGAUCUACCGUGGAUAAGCUUCGCGUUGCUCGACGUCGUUGGCUUGAUGGUGGUCGCUUUGCUGGUGGGAAUGCUUACGCUGCGUCGAGGUGUGUUCAGUAUGCUUGGUGGAAAGAGUAAAACGAAGCGAAAGGAUGAAUAA